AAGCAGCAAUAUCCAGAACACCUGGACGCGCCACCAGAAUGCAGCCAUGAUCACCUCCCCCCUCCUCCCCCUCUUCCCAUCCUUCUCCCUCCUCCCCACCACCGCCGCCUGCCGCUCCCCUCCCACCACCUGCCUCGUCCCUUUCCAAAGAAUCAGUCUCAGCCGCCGCUGCCGCCUGGCCGCCUCCGUGACGGAGAGGAGCAACAACGAAGAAGAAGCGGCCGGGAGCACGAACGGGUCCCUCCCGGGCCUGCCCUCCGUGGAAGAGGACGACGACGAGUUCUGCCCGGUGGACUGCGUGACGGAGUUCAAGACCGACGAGGAGUUCGCGCGGCACCUGGAGCGGUCCAAGGCCACGGGCGCGCUGGUGGUGGUGGACUUCUACCGGCCGUCGUGCGGCAGCUGCAAGUACGUCGAGAAGGGGUUCAUGCGGCUCUGCAAGGGCUCCGGCGACGACGGCUCCCCCGUCGUCUUCCUCAAGCACAACGUGAUUGAUGAGUACGACGAGCAGUCGGAGGUGGCUGACCGGCUGCGCAUCAAGAUUGUGCCACUGUUCCAUUUCUACAAGGAUGGGAUGCUGGUGGAGUCGUUCGCGACGAGGGACAAGGAGAGGAUCAUUGCUGCCAUCCGGAAGUACACCUCGCCUGAGGCUGAAGAGGAGCUGAAGGAGUAGUUCCAUUGGCGAGCAAUAAUGUCUUCAAGGUGCAGAUAUGGAGCUUGAGCAGAAUUAUUUGACGUCGCUACGCUUGUCCAUGCAUAUGGGAUGAUAACUAUUAUAAUCAUAAGUGACGAUUAUGAACAAAUGUACCAUUUUCUGUAAAAAUAGAUGUACAAUAUCUGAACCAUAUAUCAUUUUUGCUA
Molecule: messenger RNA, 861 nt
Organism: Phragmites australis (common reed)
Lineage: Eukaryota; Viridiplantae; Streptophyta; Magnoliopsida; Poales; Poaceae
Product: thioredoxin-like 4, chloroplastic
Exons: 3
Coding region: 47-673 (208 amino acids)
Cellular component (GO): chloroplast
Source: RefSeq, a predicted model, not a curated record